AUGAAACAGCUUACAAAGAUAGCAGACUUUUCUUGCGUCUACCACACGCCCUCCUUUUCCAAGCCUCCCGAACCCGGUAUAAAAACAGAGUCAAGAGUACCGGAGACGGAACCAGACCCGGUAACUAACAAAACUCAGCAUCCAGUCCACGCAUGUCAUUCACGCCUGGUUCGCGUCCGAAGGACAAACUUUUCACACAGACAAGUGGCGGCUCGGAUCCCGUCUGAGUGGCAGUGCCAUAGAGGCCACAUUAGGAAGGAGACAUUGCAGACUGGCUCUCUGUCCAGUAAGGGCCAGUUUAUCACGUCAAUGUGUAGACUUCCGAGCCACGGAGUGCAGCACACCGUGAUAUUUUCAAAGCACGUCAGACUGUUCAUAGUGAGGAAUGUGCGCUGAGUGGUGUGUGGACACAAUUCCCAGCGUGGACCUCACUCUCUCCUCACCCUCUCCCGGGCAUCCAUUCACCGUCAGAGCUGAUUGGUCGUCGGACGUGGGGAUUGGGCGCAGUUGGGGACAAAGCUAAAACAGCCCGUCUGCGCCUGCCACACACGAUCUAGCCCUCCGAUCGACACACCAGGUUUUCGCACAUAGCGGGUGGACAGAUCGCGCGUGCGAUAUAGAGCUGGGUAGUCCACACGGGGAAUGAGGCGAACAUAUACGCUUCGCGCUUACGUCGGAAGUGUCUGCAAUGUCUCUGCGAGAAUUAUAUGGACGGCCUUAUGUGUGGCAUAUGAGUUUAUAGAAUAUGUAUACAUACAUCGUGAGCAAUACAGAGGAUCGUGACUAUCUGGCUGCCUUAAAAUUCGAAAAGAACCAAAUUGUGUGCGAUGGCCUUGAGAAGACGAGUUUCUUGUGUAAUUUGUUCAGAAUGUUCAUUCAAUGGUACUCUCCCUCCGGUCCUGUUCGCUGCCACGGUCCGUCGGCAACCCACUUAUAUAUAUAAUAUUAUUUACACCGCAGCUUUUUUGGCAGAGUUAAAUAUGCGUGAGACGUGCAAGUCUCAUAAUCAGAAACUUUUUUAAAGCCUAAAUAUACACCUUUUUCUGAUAUAAAAUGUAAAGGCAAUGUUAUUUUCUGGCAUAUUGUUGUUUGAUAAACAACUUUACAACACCACCUAGGUAAUCCUUCCUAAUCAAAAAUACAUUUCAGAAUUUCGGCCAACAUUUCAUGAGAUCGGUCACGCACUGACUAUCGGGACGUCGGGGGUGUUCUCACUGGUAGUGGGGACGGGAGAAGUGGUGGUCGCCCUCGCCGACGUUCACCGAAGGCUAGAGAUGAUGGUGGUGGUGGUGGUGGUGGUGGUGAUGGUGGUGGUGGUGGUGGUGGUGGUGGUGGUGGUGGUGGUGGUCGUCGUCGUCGUCGUCGUCGUCGUCGUCGGGACAUCAGGAAUGUGGUCGCCGACGUGGACGCUAUGUGAGUGUUUGCAGAUGUGGGCAUCGAGGCGUUUGCGGUGACAUCGAGUGGAGCUGUCAGGAUGUUGCUAAAUUGGGUCUGCAGAUGUCCGACGAGGCCGAUUCGCGUGCGGAAUGUUCGUUGACAGAGUGGACAUGUUGGCUGAGGUUUUGCGUUGACGUUGUGGGUCGGAGGCGCUUCUGACUUUCGAGCUACACUUUUGGUUUUUGUUUUCUUAUUCUUCUUCUCCAAACUUCACUGCUCCUCUCCAAGCUGUCGGUUUUAGGCAAGGUUCUUCCAAAUCUUUAGGUUGACUUGAAUUCGAUUGUAAGAGGUUUCCAGGGCGUCUUUGUAGCGUCGUUGUUGUCCUCCUUGCCGGACACAUUUGGUGAACACUCGUCAUCUAUCCUCUCAGUGUGGCCACUCCAUCGCAGUUGCAGCUGCCUCAGCAUGACCUGUUUGCUGAGGACUCCGGUUCGCUCGGGAGCUUACGUGUUCGGCGUCCUAAGUUGCCAACUCAGAUUAAUUAUUACCUAAGGAAAGUUUUCUGUUUUGUUUUGCGUAGACGGCCUAGGUUUUUGCUCCGUUCAAAAGCGUAUCAGUGGGACAGCUUUAUAAAUCUAGACUAUUCUUUUUGAGAUGGGCAUUUUGCCGAGUCCAGAUGAAGGCAUACAACCGACCUAAAACUCAGCUAGCUUCGGAGAUCCAAUAGGCGACUUCGUCGAGAAUUUUGACGUUCCGUCAGAGUCUACUGCCUAAAUAGGCAAAUUUGUUCACUGCUUGGAGUUUGUUGCCCUUGACAGUGAUGUGGUUGACGCUGCAUGCUGUGCUCGGCAACCGUCAGUGCAUAACUAACGCUUUUUUCCGUGUUGGUGGUUAAGCCAAAGUGUGCACAACCGACUGCGAAUAGUUCCAUGCUCCGCUGCAUAUCCGCUUCCUUCGUGAUUUUGGGCACGCAGUCGUCCGAGAAGAGCAGCUCAUGGACAGUAGUUGUGGGAGAUGAGUCAGGGACUGAAUGCAUUGGGUAUUGAAAUGUCUGUCAGUCCUGCGGGCAAUCAGGAUUCUAGGGUGCUUAUUACGGCAAGCGUUCACCAGCAUAACUGAUGGCGUGCAACUGAAGAGGGUGGGAGCGCAUACGCUCUUCACUCUAUUAGUCACUGUGAACGCUUCCGAGGCCGUCCGUGAGGUACACCGGCAUCCCAUCUUUGGGUUGACUAAAUAUGUGUGCGAAUAGCUUAAAACAGUCGAAUUUCUGCAUGGUUUUCCAGAACCAAUCACAAUUCACUGGGUCGAAGUCAUUCACUGGGUCCACAAAGGCAGUAUAGAGGUUGGUGUGCAUCUCCUGACACUUAUCUUACAUUCGGCUGGCGACGAGGAUCAUAUCGGUUGUUUCGCUACUUUGUCAGAAGCCACAUUGGACUUCUUGGGAGAAAUCUGUGUUUCAGAUGUUCUUUGUGACUAUUGAAAAUGAUACGAGCGAAGAUCAUUCCGCAAUGUUGAGCAGCGGGAUUGUCACAGAGUUCCGAUUCACUUUCCGCUUGUAGAAGGGACAUUCGCUGCGUUCUUUACACCCUGGAACGCUUUUCCUUACCGCCACACCACUUGGAACACCUAAUCAAAUUUGUCCACAAAGCAGCUGCCGCCGUGCCUUUAGAGUUCGGCUGGCACUACAGCGGACCCCUGUGCUUUCCUGUUGGAGAACAGUUGCACGGCUCUCAUUGUUUCUAG
This is a messenger RNA of Spirometra erinaceieuropaei, 3120 nucleotides long. The record is from the annotation of a GenBank genome assembly. NCBI's taxonomy places the organism in Eukaryota, Metazoa, Platyhelminthes, Cestoda, Diphyllobothriidea, Diphyllobothriidae.